AUGGAGACCUUUGUCUUUUUAUUUUCGUUUUCUGCCCUGGGCGUUCUUUAUGCCAUGAACACCAUUCCUGAGUUUCAAGAGCCUUAUGUGAUUUUGGAGAUUGGUGUUGCUGUGCUGGUGGUUGUGUUCCUGUUCUACUUCCUCAUCACUCGUGGCAACCCACCUAAAGACGUCUUAUUCUUUGUUUUUGCUGAAUUUUCCUUCACUUGUAUCAUCGACCUGACAAGUGCCUUGGAAUAUGACGGCAUUAUCUCCGGAUUUAUGGAAUUCUACCAAAAGACAGGAGAGCCCUAUCUGGGGACAGCCUAUGCCAUCAUGAUGUGUUACUGGGAUGGAAUAGUUCACUUUGCUAUGUACCUGAUGAUGAUCAGCAGGAUAACAGACAGGAAAGCGUACCGUACCCUGGGUUUGUUCUGGGCUGGCUCUUUGUGUGCCAACAUGAGUGUGUUCAUCGCUGGGAUAGUGGCAGGUAAAUAUGGGUCAGAGAUCCGUCCAGCUUUCUGGCUCAACUUUCUCUUCCUUUUGAUGCCUGUGUGGGGAGCCAUCACAUUAUUCACCAGACCCAAGGACAGACCGCUAAUCGGUGGAUACAAUGCCCAGCACGCUCAGAGCAUGAAGCUGAUCUGGCGUCCCUUGGAUCUGAUCCUGGUGCUGCUACUGUUAGCUGCCAUGGCCUUCACCGCCCUCAGAGGACUGGUGGCUCUGGACUCUCCACUGGAGGCCUGUUCCACGUACCUGAAGCACUAUGAGCCGUACCUGAAGGAUCCUGUGGGCUACCCCAGAGUGAUGAUGCUACACUUGUUCUUCUAUGCACUGCCUCUGUUGGGUGCAUUUGUUUACGGACUCCUCAAGCCUGGAUGCUCAUGGAUGUCAGACUGGACCGUGUUCUUAGCCGGAGGCAUGAUCCAGUGCCAGUGGGCCCACAUCGGGGGGUCCCUCCACCCUCGCACCACAGCUCCAUUUCGCAUCCCAAAUGAUGCUUUCUGGUCUGUGCUGGCAGCUAACUUGCUCUAUGCAGUCACCCCCAUCCUGGUGGCCUUGCGGGUUCAAAGUAAUCCUUAUUUCUUCCUGAAGAUCGCUCCCUUUCCCGGGCAAACAGGUUUGCCAAACAGCGAGGAGAAAGAUACCAAGUACAAAGACAAAUAG
Messenger RNA from Plectropomus leopardus (leopard coralgrouper), 1146 nucleotides. It is a transcript of the gene tm6sf2b, whose product is annotated as transmembrane 6 superfamily member 2b. Gene Ontology annotation, cellular component: endoplasmic reticulum membrane; endoplasmic reticulum-Golgi intermediate compartment membrane. Gene Ontology annotation, biological process: lipid homeostasis; regulation of lipid metabolic process. The record is from RefSeq and is a predicted model, not a curated record. Lineage: Eukaryota; Metazoa; Chordata; Actinopteri; Perciformes; Serranidae.